This is a messenger RNA of Drosophila innubila, 1182 nucleotides long. RefSeq lists its product as uncharacterized. Bases 60 to 1103 code for a protein of 347 amino acids. Lineage: Eukaryota; Metazoa; Arthropoda; Insecta; Diptera; Drosophilidae. The transcript is spliced from 2 exons. The record is from RefSeq and is a predicted model, not a curated record.
UCAUACUUAAGAAAUCGUCCAAUAAGAUCAGUCUUCAAGUAAAACCGGAAAGUAAAAACAUGUCUUUCGCAUCGCAACUGCAAAGCAUAUUGCAAAAACUAUUGAUUAAUGAUGCUGAUCGUGCACCUUAUACAGCUGAUGCGAUCUCCAUAUGCAAUGAGCUUAUGGACGAUUUGAAGAAAGAGGAUGAUCACUUCCGUAAAGCCUUUGACGGUCUAAGUUUAUCGGGCAGCUAUUUGGAUCGUGUGAAACUAAAGACGCCCGAUGAAUUUGAUAUGCAUUUAAAAUUGAAGCUACCAUUCCAAGUGACUCCAGUACGGGAUUCUCAACGUUCCGGUUUUGUUUUUCUACGUUAUACCGGGGGUUCCCACCCAGCAGUAGUUGAUGGUUACGUUAACCGCAAGUCUCUACAGGACUGGAUACGUAAUGCAUUUCACAAGGUAUUCGAAAGUUAUAACCAAAUCAAGAAAGGAGGAGAAACGUAUAAGCUUACCUAUACGUUACAAGGACAUGGUUGUUCUCAUACUAUAGAAGCCCAGAGUCCAUCUAAAUUUAUAUCAUUUGAUUUUGUACCUGUGUUUGAGUUUACCCAUAGCCAAUGGCCAUUGCCAGAUCCUGCUUCAGUUUCCCAUAAUGUGCGACAAAAUUGGAACUGGUUUGCGGUGCCACAGCAAAAGAGACCAGCAGAUGAUCGGACCUUUAUGGUCUGUGCUCCCCACUGGGAGCGUGAAAUGAUGAAGGGAAAUUAUAACUUGAAAAAUAUUCUACGUUUGAUGAAGGGGAUGCGCGACAAACAUAUCAGGGAGAUGCCACAUUUGUCCAGUUAUAUGCUCAAAACUGUCAUUCUUCUGCAGCUGGAAAAGCGUCCAGACACCUACUGGCAAAAGGAUCUAGCCACACUUUUUGUGGAUAUGUGGACCCGUUUGGUACAACAUUUUCGUGAUAAUAAUCUUCCAUUUUUCUUGGCCCAUGAUUGCAAUCAUUUCGAUCGAUUGAAGCGGGACGACUUUCUUAAAUGCAAGGAAACGGCUGAAAUAUUAUACCACAAGAUAAACUUGACAAGAAAUGAAUCCAAGUUUUAUCUGGAUCAACUUUUUUUCUAAUACAAACUAAUUGACAAAUAUUUUACAUUUUUUGUAUACAAUUUACGCAAUAAAGUCAAACUCUUAUAAUAUACUCGUA